GUCGUUUUGUCAAUUGUCAAUUCUCAAUUCUAAAACCCUAAGCUUCGCCGAUCAUCUCCGAUCCUUUCCUAAACCCAGAGCUGAGCUAAGAUCUUAAAGAAAUGAGUUUCAAGAAAGUGCCCAACGUCCCUGGAUCUCCUGCUCUCUCUGCCCUUCUUAAGGUCAGCGUUAUCGGUGGCCUCGGUGUCUACGCCAUUAGCAAUAGCUUGUACAAUGUCGAGGGUGGUCACCGUGCUGUCAUGUUCAACCGAUUAACUGGUGUCAAGGAAAAGGUUUACCCGGAAGGAACGCAUUUCAUGUUGCCGUGGUUUGAGAGGCCAAUCAUCUAUGACGUCCGUGCACGACCCUAUCUUGUGGAGAGCACCACCGGUAGUCAUGACCUUCAGAUGGUGAAAAUUGGACUCAGGGUUCUCACACGUCCCAUGGGUGACCGUUUGCCUCAUAUUUACCGAACCCUAGGCGAGAAUUACAGUGAAAGGGUUCUUCCUUCCAUCAUCCAUGAAACUCUAAAAGCUAUAGUAGCUCAGUACAAUGCAAGCCAGCUCAUCACUCAGAGAGAGGCUGUGAGCAGAGAGAUACGCAAAAUUUUGACAGAGAGAGCUUCCAACUUCGACAUUGCUCUCGAUGAUGUCUCCAUCACGACUCUCACGUUUGGCAAAGAGUUCACCGCAGCAAUCGAAGCUAAACAAGUGGCUGCACAGGAAGCUGAGCGUGCUAAGUUCAUCGUGGAGAAAGCAGAGCAAGACAAGAGAAGUGCGGUUAUCCGUGCACAGGGAGAAGCUAAAAGUGCUCAACUUAUCGGACAAGCUAUAGCAAACAAUCAGGCAUUCAUAACUCUGAGAAAGAUUGAAGCUGCGAGAGAGAUUGCUCAGACCAUUGCACAAUCGGCUAACAAGGUGUACCUGAGCUCCAACGAUCUCUUACUUAACCUUCAAGAGAUGAACUUGGAGCCUAGCCCCAACAAGUAAAAGAACGAUAUAGUAAGUUCCAUCGUGCUAGGUCUGAAAAUACUAUAAGUAUUUGGAUUGCCUUUGGUCAGUGGAACUGUUUGUUAAUGUUUUGUCGGAUAUUUGAUGAAGUUGCAUUAAAAUUUAAUAAAUAAAAAUAAUAUUCGUAUU
Brassica oleracea var. oleracea is the source of this 1118-nucleotide messenger RNA. RefSeq names its product prohibitin-2, mitochondrial-like. The record is from RefSeq and is a predicted model, not a curated record. The coding region runs from base 102 to 968 and encodes 288 amino acids. The transcript has 6 exons. Gene Ontology annotation, cellular component: mitochondrion; membrane. Gene Ontology annotation, biological process: mitochondrion organization. NCBI's taxonomy places the organism in Eukaryota, Viridiplantae, Streptophyta, Magnoliopsida, Brassicales, Brassicaceae.